Messenger RNA from Marmota monax (woodchuck), 4561 nucleotides. It is a transcript of the gene Slc44a1, whose product is annotated as solute carrier family 44 member 1. Lineage: Eukaryota; Metazoa; Chordata; Mammalia; Rodentia; Sciuridae. The record is from RefSeq and is a predicted model, not a curated record. The transcript has 15 exons. Gene Ontology annotation, cellular component: plasma membrane. Gene Ontology annotation, biological process: transmembrane transport; choline transport. Gene Ontology annotation, molecular function: choline transmembrane transporter activity. The coding region runs from base 130 to 2289 and encodes 719 amino acids.
GUCGCCGUCGCCGCCAAGCCGUGCGGGGCCAGGCCGCGCCCUCCCUGGGCGCCCGCCGGCUCGCAUGCCGAGGGGCUCCGGGGCGUAGCUGCGCGCCCGGCGCCGCCUCCGGGCUCCUCCGGCCCCGCCAUGGGCUGCUGCAGCUCCGCCUCCUCCGCCGCGCAGAGUUCCAAAAGAGAAUGGAAGCCACUGGAGGACCGUAGCUGCACAGACAUACCAUGGCUGCUGCUCUUUAUCCUCUUCUGCAUUGGGAUGGGAUUUAUAUGUGGCUUUUCAGUAGCAACAGGUGCAGCAGCGAGACUAGUGUCAGGAUACGACAGCUAUGGAAAUAUCUGUGGGCAGAAAAAUGCAAAAUUGGAAGGAAUACCAUACAGUGGCAUGGACCACACCCAACGGAAGUAUGUGUUCUUUUUGGAUCCAUGCAAUCUGGACUUGAUAAACCGGAAGAUUAAGUCUGUAGCACUGUGUGUAGCAGCAUGUCCAAGACAAGAAUUGAAAACCUUGAGUGAUGUCCAGAAGUUUGCAGAGACGAAUGGCUCAGCACUAUGUAGCUACAACCUAAAGCCUUCUGAAUAUACUACAUCUUCAAAAUCAUCUGUUCUUUGCCCCAAACUUCCAGUUCCAGCGAGUGCACCUAUUCCAUUCUUCCAUCGCUGUGCUCCUGUGAACAUUUCCUGCUAUGCCAAGUUUGCAGAGGCCCUGAUCACCUUUGUCAGUGACAAUAGUGUCUUACACAGGCUGAUUAGUGGAGUAAUGACCAGCAAAGAAAUUAUAUUGGGACUUUGCUUGUUAUCACUAGUUCUAUCCAUGAUUUUGAUGGUGAUAAUCAGGUAUAUAUCAAGAGUACUUGUGUGGAUCUUAACAAUUCUGGUCAUACUGGGGUCACUUGGUGGCACAGGUGUACUAUGGUGGCUGUAUGCAAAACAAAAAAGGUCUCCCAAAGAAACUGUUAUUCCUGAACAGCUUCAGAUAGCUGAAGACAAUCUUCGGGCACUCCUCAUCUACGCCAUUUCAGCUACAGUGUUCACCGUUAUCUUGUUCCUGAUAAUGCUGGUUAUGCGGAAACGUGUUGCUCUCACCAUCGCCUUGUUCCACGUGGCUGGCAAGGUCUUCAUUCACCUGCCCCUACUGGUCUUCCAGCCCUUUUGGACUUUCUUUGCUCUUGUCUUGUUUUGGGCAUACUGGAUCAUGACACUUCUUUUUCUUGGCACCACUGGCAGUGCUGUUCAGAACGAACAAGGCUUUGUGGAGUUCAGAAUUUCUGGGCCUCUGCAGUACAUGUGGUGGUACCAUGUGGUGGGCCUGAUUUGGAUCAGUGAAUUUAUUCUAGCAUGUCAGCAAAUGACUGUGGCAGGAGCUGUGGUGACAUACUAUUUUACUAGGGAUAAAAGGAACUUGCCAUUUACACCUAUUCUGGCAUCAGUGAAUCGCCUUAUCCGUUAUCACCUGGGUACUGUGGCAAAAGGAUCUUUCAUUAUUACACUAGUCAAAAUUCCACGAAUGAUCCUUAUGUACAUUCACAGUCAGCUGAAAGGAAAGGAAAAUGCUUGUGCACGAUGUAUACUGAAGUCUUGCAUUUGUUGCCUUUGGUGUCUUGAAAAGUGCCUAAAUUAUUUAAAUCAGAAUGCUUAUACAGCCACAGCUAUCAACAGCACCAACUUCUGCACCUCAGCAAAGGACGCCUUUGUCAUUCUGGUGGAGAACGCUUUGCGAGUGGCUGCCAUCAACACAGUGGGAGACUUCAUGCUAUUCCUAGGCAAGGUGCUGAUAGUCUGCAGCACAGGUUUGGCUGGGAUUAUGCUGCUCAACUACCAGCAGGAUUACACAGUAUGGGUGCUGCCUCUGAUCAUCGUCUGCCUCUUUGCUUUCCUAGUCGCUCAUUGCUUCCUGUCCAUUUAUGAAAUGGUAGUGGAUGUAUUAUUCUUGUGUUUUGCCAUUGAUACAAAAUACAAUGAUGGGAGUCCUGGCAGAGAAUUCUAUAUGGAUAAAGUGCUGAUGGAGUUUGUGGAAAACAGUAGGAAGGCAAUGAAGGAAGCUGGUAAGGGAGGCGUCGCUGAUGCCAGAGAGCUAAAGCCGAUGGUAGGUGGAGAUGAGGAGGCGGCCGCCCUCCGAGAAUUUCACUUUCACUUCUUCUCUAUCUCUGUCUUCACUGACUGCACUUCUUCAGGAGAAGCUUUUGUUAUCUGUAUCACGCAGGAUGUGCUGCUUUUUCUGUUUGUGUGCUUACCCAUCACUUGGAUGGCAGAGUUCUUGUCACAGCUGAGACCACUUUCUGUAAAAGUAAGCUGAAAGGAACAGCAUCUUCUCCAGUGUCAUGGGGCUAGGGGGGACAGUUUUGUCCCUAAGAUGCAAUUGCUGUUUCUCUAUUUUUUUUUUUUUAACUGUCAAUUUUAAGUUUUCAUCCAUCUGAACAUUUGGGUGUUCAUUUGAACUGACGGUUUGAUUUUUAUCAUUUUGAAAAGUGGUAGUACCAAUUCCUUUCAACUUGCUAAAAGUUCAUAUUCCUCCUUUUUAUAAAUAAUGUUCUGUUUACAUUGUGGUCUUUUGCCCUUUGCUGAUUUUUUUCUUCUGUUGCCUGGAUUGUACCUUCUUUGUUUCUUAAGCUAUUUUUCUUCCUUUUGUUCUUUCUUUCUUUCUUUCUUUUUUGGUAGCAAACAAGGCUGUUUCCAUCAACACCCACAUUCCCUCUAAGUAAGACUAUCUGGUCUUCUCCCAGUUUACUUGUGAAAAGAUUGAAUUUCUCUGGCAAUUUUAGACAUAUUCCCACUCUACUCUAAUUUGAAAAAAACAAAUUAAAGUUAAUCAGCAUGCAAAUCCUGAGUUGUUUUUGCUAUAGACAUCCUCACUGUGGCCUAACCACAGAUGUCUCCAGCAGGUAUGUUGUCCUGCUAAUCAGGACAACAGCAAAGAUGCUGCCUACCCUGUGGUGGAAGGGAGGACUCAGGAAAGCUUCUUUCCCCCUGUUUCUGGGUUGUCCUCAUUGCUCAGGAAAUAAAGAUUUCAAGCCUAAAACUUAAAAAGACAUACAUAAAAUCUUAAAAUAUCAAUUUGCUUUUCCCUCCUCUUCUGUCUUUCCAGUGAUUGAGACUUUGAUUAAAGCAUUCUCCAGUAAAGGGAGAAAUAUUUAGAAGCUGAGAUUUAACUAAUUUGGCCACAUCCUGGUAUAUAUUUCCAUAUUAUUCUUUAGUAAAUGAUAGAUGAAUUGUGGUCGACUAAAAUGCAAAUAUCCCUUUUUUUUUAACCCCUAAUUUAUAGGCAAUAAUCCCAAGAGAAUGGCCCAAGUUAUGUGGCAUUCUGCCAGAAACCAAAAAUUUUAGGAAGAGUUGUUUUCCUAAGAGUAUUUUCAGUUUUAAACCAGUGUCUUUUAACCCAACAAUGCAUUUAAAUCUUCUUUCAGUUUUUGUUUUCAUUUUAUGUUGUUCAUCAGUUCAUUGCCUACCAAGGAAUGGCAAAAACCCUCCUCCACUGUGUCCCCAGAUACAUCUUUUCUGUGCAUUGUUCUUUUGAUGCUUCAGACAUUGCAUUAUUUUGGUACCUAAGAGUGAUGUUUUAAGUAGUUUUAAAAUUCCAGAAGAGAGAAAUGUGAAAUGUUGCUCACAAAGUAGGUUUGUUUGUUUGUUUGUUUGGGGCCCUGGGGUUUGAACCCAGAGGCACUUAACCACUGAGCCACAUUCCUAGCACUUUUUUUAAUAUUUGAUUUUAAGUUCGAGUCUCACUAAGUUGCUUUUUGAACUUUCAAUUCUGCUGCCUCAGCUUCCUGAGCUACUAGGAUUAUAGGUUUGCACCACCACACCUGACCAGAGUAGCUUUAUUUUUUAAGCAUUAGUACCAUAUCUUUCUUCUCUCUCACACUCAGUAUGCAUGAUUAGGAUUGACCCCUACCAUCACUAUCCCCUUUGUCAUAAAGAAUUAUCAAAGAAACUGCCCCCAAAGUUUGGGGCUUAGUAGACUGUAGAUUUGCUUAUUUGUAUUUGCUCACAUUAUUCUCUUAGAUGAUAAGUUCUGUGGAAGAGUAUCAUGCCUAUUUUGUAAUAUGUCUAGAAACACUUCUGCUGUCUGCCUUCUUCUUGAAUAUGGGGUAUUUUAACUUAGGGUUUAUUUUUAGCCUAUAAGAUAAUGUUCAGGAAAGUGAGGUUUAAAUUUUUCCUUUUGACAGGGGAUCAUUGAACUAACUAGGAGAACUGCCAGUAUUCUUGGAAUUUUUCUUAAAAGAGCCUCACAAGUUCAGAAAGUUUAAAGAUCUAUCAGGUCUUCCUACAGUUCCUUAAAAUUUAUUUUAGAAAAAUUUACCAAACGUGAUGAAGAGGUUUAGGAAAAUCUCGCCGUCUGCUAUUGUAUAGGUUAGAACUUACAGGGAAAAAGGAGGAGGAGACCUGGGCUCUAUAGGGACAUAGGCCAGAAAAGGAUGCUGUGCAUAUCUCCGAGAUGAUCCUAAAGGAAAUGUGACCUUCAACAUUCAUAGGAAUUUCAGCCCCAAGAAUACAGGGGCAGGGAGAAGGAGUCUCAAUCCAUUUUGCUCUUUUACUGUCUGUAACCAUGUGUAUCUGUAACAUCAUUCAUG